GAUUUCCUAACGAGAUGGUCAUUCAACUUGUUGCUCCUCCCUCGUGUCUGCGGGGAAUUCAAACGAAAAUUUAACACUUGAAAAAUAUAUUUGCACGUCUUAGAAGGAUGCAAAAGGUGAUAUAGGUAGAGCGAGAAAACUUAGGAACACUCAGAUGGUAGAAGGAGGGGAUCUAAAUGGUGAUUUGACGUCGAAAUUAUAACUUUUCGCUGUGAUAACAAUGGCUCAAAAUACGUCUCUCGAGAAGCCGAUAUUACAUGUGGAAAUUCUUCAGAGGAGAAGAAGUGUAAUGGCCAAAGAUGUACUCAUGCAUGAAGUAGACACCAUGCUGAAAAAUAUGGGCAAGACCUAUGUAGAUUCCCAUAUCAAAGAGUUCCCCAACAGUGGGCUCCAAGAACAUAUUCUUCAUAUCAAGAUAUGUGAAGUGCAAGAUAAUGCAGAUAUAAAUGAAGUAGAAUUGUCUAAUGUCCUGCCCAGAUAUUAUGUGUACCAGCUAGAAUGCGAUGGUCCAGGGAUUGAAGAACUUAAUGAGGGAGAGGAAGAAAUUCCAGCUGCCACUUACUGGAUCUUGCCUGCAGCAGAGUUUGAUAACUAUUGGGAGAACCUAGUGUUUGAUACAAACAUCAAAGAAGAACUCCUGAACUACAUUCGCACAACACUACUCUUCUCAGACAGAAAAAUCUGUGAGAGUAUCAUUAGUUGGAACAAAGUUGUGCUGCUUCAUGGACCCCCAGGAACUGGAAAAACUACCUUGAGUAAAGCACUUGCACAAAAACUAAGUAUCCGCCUCGAACCACGCUACAAAUAUGCCCAACUUGUUGAAAUCAAUUCA
Messenger RNA from Penaeus monodon (black tiger shrimp), 832 nucleotides. RefSeq names its product pachytene checkpoint protein 2 homolog (gene pch2). NCBI's taxonomy places the organism in Eukaryota, Metazoa, Arthropoda, Malacostraca, Decapoda, Penaeidae. Gene Ontology annotation, molecular function: ATP binding; ATP hydrolysis activity. Gene Ontology annotation, biological process: reciprocal meiotic recombination; meiotic recombination checkpoint signaling. Gene Ontology annotation, cellular component: chromosome; nucleus. The record is from RefSeq and is a predicted model, not a curated record.